AUGAACUAUAUAAUAGACGAUCUCGACAAAAUGGCCAGACUCUUUGCCACUGCCAUUGCCAUUACAGGUGCUCUUGCUCAAACAAACUGCACAGGUUCCUCAUAUGUGCCCGGAAGCGUGAAUUUCACAUUGGAAUGCUACAAUGCCAUCCAGAAUUGUGUCUCGAAGUUUGAAGCCAACGCCAGCCUUGUGGACUGCAACGAUGGCCAGGGCAACAUCUACAUGCAACAACAAGCAUCUCUGACUUCAACUUCCCCGAACAGUGACAUUGUGAUUGCCUUCCAGGACAUAUUGGAGCUUUGCAUCCUCAGCGGUUCCACUUCAGGUACAUGGGGAUAUAGUGAUAAUCAAUGGUACUGGACCGCGGCAGAACCUGCAUGUUAUGUUGAUAGCACUACAGAUGUUGUUCCGACUCGGCCUGCGCCUUUCUGUAUUCAGGAUAGAGAUUCCUCGCUUCCUGACUGCUAUCCUCAGCCAAAAUCAAUAGCUUCGUCUGCGAACAAAUUCAAGGUGCUGAAAACUUCUGGGAGUACGCCAAAUGGUUUCAACUCAUCCGCGAGAGGCUGGAAUACAUACGGUAUCCAGGCAUUGUCAAAUGGGUCAGAGGUCGUCCCAUCUUUUGUUGGGUCGUCGGGCCUAAAUUACUUGCAAGAGUUCGUCAAGACGCAAUGUGGAGUACUCGCCCAGUCCGGAUUCCAACAAGCGGGUUAUGUAUAUUGCAGUCUUGAUUCUGGCUGGCAGACCCAAACUACAGACGAAUAUGGUCGUAUAGUCUAUGACUCAACAAGAUUCAAUUUACCUCAACUAGCCUCGUGGCUACAUGGUCAAGGCCUUAAACUUGGUGUUUAUGUUGUUCCAGGCGUCCCUUGCUCUGCGGCAAACAAGACUAUUAAAGGAACUAACAUUUCAAUCAAUGAUGCAUUGAACGGCAAUAAUGAUCAGCUUUAUUGCUCUUGGAAUUUUUCCAAGGACGGCGUGCAGGAAUGGCACGAUUCCGUAGUUGCGCAAUGGGCGUCAUGGGGAGUUGAUAUGAUCAAACUGGACUUUUUGACCCCAGGAAGUCCUCAAAACGGAGCAAAUCUGGACUGCGAUAGUUCCGAUGCCGCACACGCAUAUCUCAAUGCAAUAAAAGCCUCUGGUCGGCAUAUGCGAUUGGAUCUGUCAUGGAAACUGUGCAGAAACGAGACUUGGCUUCCAAUAUGGAGCCAGCUGGGUGAUUCAAUGCGUAUUGAUCAGGAUCUCGACAACUAUGGGUACAAUACAUUUGUCGCUUGGGCAACUGCUCAACGAGCAAUUGAUAACUAUCGUCAAUACAUCGGCCUCCAAGCACAGCGCAAUGUACCACUCACAACCUAUCCAGACAUGGACAAUCUUUUCACAGCCAAUGCGGAAAACCUGACUGGAGUUCCAGACUUGCAACGCAUCACAAUCAUGAAUCAUUGGCUUGGAGCCGGCGCAAAUCUGAUCCUUGGUGGCGAUCUCACGGCCAUCGACUCAUUGGGCUAUCAACUGCUCACAAGUGCCGAAUCUAUUGCUGCCGCAGAUUUCUUCAGUCAAUAUCCUAUGCAACCCCGAAAUCCAAGUACAGGAGAUAAUCUUGCGCAGCAGCUGCAGGCCUGGAUCGCUGGACCAUCGGAUGAUUCGAUCGCUUAUGUUCUUCUCGUAAACUAUGGGCCUGAUCAGGGCCAAGGAGGGUUCGGUACCCAGCUUAAAGGUAUCCAGGACGUGACUGUAUCGUUAGAAGAUCUAGGCAUUUCUGGAAGUUCAUGGCAUGCAACAGACCUUUGGAACGGGACAGCCACGAAGAUCACCGACUCAUAUACCGUGGCCUUGGAUGAGGGCGCCUCUCAGCUUUUGCGUCUUACUACGGCUUCGUGAUCUCUACACCGAAGGAAAUAUAUGAAUACGAUAUGACCAGCGCCUUAGUUUUAAGUUCCAAAAUUUUCCUACUGUGCA
Molecule: messenger RNA, 1956 nt
Organism: Talaromyces stipitatus ATCC 10500
Lineage: Eukaryota; Fungi; Ascomycota; Eurotiomycetes; Eurotiales; Trichocomaceae
Exons: 2
Coding region: 1-1878 (625 amino acids)
Biological process (GO): carbohydrate metabolic process
Molecular function (GO): hydrolase activity, hydrolyzing O-glycosyl compounds
Source: RefSeq, a predicted model, not a curated record